AUGAGGUACCACAAUAUGAUGAGCUCGAUCGAGCUGAGUUGGACCAAGGCUGGGGAUGGAUCACGUUCUUGGCAAAGGGAGAAAGGAAGAUGGUCACCUUUAGGCAGCUUGAGAUACUGUUUGGGUUCACUAUGGAGAAGGGAACUCAUUGGAACAUCAAGGAAAAUGAGCUCCAAAGUGUUUGGGCUACAAUCGCUGAAGGGGGUACUCUUCUUCAAGGUCCAAGGCUGCUCAGAUAGGAGUCUGUGCUUGAGAUAUGUCCACAAGGCUCUUGCCAACACCUUCUUUGCAAGGAAAGGCCACUGGACAAUCAAUGAAGGAGAAGUCAAGCUCCUUGACAUGGGGAAUCAAGCCCAUCAUCUCACGCACAAGAUGGGAAGAAGAUCAGAGGAGAUAGGGCACGCAGGGAAUCUCAUGCCUCUCCUUGAUCAGCUCCUCUCCUACAAGCACCACAGCUACAACACUCGAUUCAACAAGGGAGGAAGCUUAGUGUUGGAGGAUCACACCAAUCCUAUGUGCAGCUGGGGUCCAAUUAGACAAGAGAAGGUCAACUCCAGCUGGAUGGAUGGACAUCAAGUUUUGCAAGACCAACCUCCUCAUUGA
This is a messenger RNA of Microthlaspi erraticum, 603 nucleotides long. The record is from the annotation of a GenBank genome assembly. NCBI's taxonomy places the organism in Eukaryota, Viridiplantae, Streptophyta, Magnoliopsida, Brassicales, Brassicaceae.